AUGGAAUCUUCUUCCAAUAUUAUUCAAGACAAAAUUUCUUAUAUUCCACAAAAUAAUAAUUCUCCAAAUAAUGAAGAGACAACAACAGAUAGUCCAGAUUCUGAUACAAUAAAAAUGUUUGUUGGGCAAAUACCGAAGAGUUGGGAUGAAAAUAAAUUAAUUGAAUUUUUUACUCAAUUUGGGCCAGUUUUUCAGUUAAAUAUUUUGAGAGAUAAGGGAAGUGAAGAAAGUAAAGGUUGCUGUUUUGUUACUUUUUAUCAUCGGAAAGAUGCCAUAAAUGCACAAAAUGCGCUUCAUAAUGUUCAUACAAUGCCUGGACUUGGUCACCCUGUUCAAAUGAAACCUGCUGACACAGAAAAUAGAAAUGAUCGAAAACUUUUUAUUGGAAUGUUAAGUAAAUCAAUGGAUGAAAGUGAUGUCCGUAAAAUUUUUAAAGAAUUUGGACAAAUAGAGGAAUGCAAUAUUCUACGCGAUCAAGGCAAAAGCAAAGGUUGUGCUUUUUUGACUUUUGUCAGUCGUUCAUGUGCACUUCAGGCUGUUCGUAAAAUGAAUCAAUCACAGAUUUUUGAGGGUUGCAAUAAACCAAUUGUAGUUAAAUUUGUGGAUGGAGGAAAGGAAAAGAAUGCUGGAACAAAGCGAUUAGAUGUAAAUAGAGGAGAGUCUAACAACAAUUUUGGUGCUAUGCCACAAUUGGUUGCCAUCUCUCCUCAAUUACCACAAAGAGAAUUAAAUGAUGCAAUUAAUUAUGGUGGAUUUGAAAAACCAAUAAUUACUUCUGGAAUCUUUCCAAAUGUAAAUCAAAAAUCAGACAAUCAAUUAGCAACACUCCAUCAAAAUCAACGACUUUUAACACCUUUUCAACAACAACCUGCUACAAAAUUUUGUAUUCCUCCAUCUUUUCUUGCACAAAAUAAUCAAAAUCUUCUAGCUCAAAUUUGUAGUUUACAAAUGACUGGGUUUUUUACAAAUCCGAUAACUGCACCAAAUUUUCAACAAACACAAAUACGUGAAAUACAGCCAAAUGCAGCAAUGUCUCCGUCAGAAAAAAAUUCGAGAGGUCCAGAAGGCUGCAAUCUUUUUAUAUAUCAUUUACCACAGGAAUUCUCAGAUUCUGAUUUCAAAUGCUUUGGUUUUGUUAGUUUUAACAACGCAAACUCAGCACAGAAUGCAAUUACAGGAAUGAAUGGAUUUCAAGUUGGUAAUAAGCGUCUCAAAGUCCAAUUAAAAAGAUCGGAUAUGAAACCCUACGAGAAGCCAUCUAAUUGA
Molecule: messenger RNA, 1266 nt
Organism: Meloidogyne enterolobii
Lineage: Eukaryota; Metazoa; Nematoda; Chromadorea; Rhabditida; Meloidogynidae
Source: the annotation of a GenBank genome assembly